Messenger RNA from Rotaria sordida, 1302 nucleotides. Lineage: Eukaryota; Metazoa; Rotifera; Eurotatoria; Philodinida; Philodinidae. The record is from the annotation of a GenBank genome assembly.
AUGAUUUUAAUUGAUUCAGUUAAAUCCUUUGAUGAAUCGAUGAGAGAACCGAAUAAUGAAUCUCCAAUAGUUGUAAUCAAUGUUAGUGGACGUCGAUAUGAAACACGAUUAUCUACUCUCGAAAAUUUUCCCGAAACCCUUUUGGGUAAUGAAAGUAAACGGCAACGUUUCUGGCUUAACGAACGGAAUGAAUACUUUUUCGAUCGACAUCGAGGUUGUUUCGAAUCUAUCUUGCACUACUAUCAAUCAAAUGGACAACUUCGUCGACCAGAUACUAUCUCAUUAGAUAUAUUUCUCGAAGAGGUUUCGUUUUUUCAAUUAGGUCCAAAAGCAUACGAUCAAUUGAAGGAAUCAGAAAAUAUACAUGAAUUAAAAAGUCCACCCAUGCCAAAAAAACAUUGGCGUAAAGUUCUUUGGUGCCUUCUGGAACAUCCUAAAAGUUCAAUAUGGGCUACCUUAAUUACUAUCAUUACAAUGAUUUUUACUGUGCUCUCUUGUCUUGUAUUGGCUCUUGAAACUUUGCCGAUGUUUGCUAGCUAUUCACUAUAUGCUUGUCUCCAACAAGCAAAUCUUCCUGCCAACUCAACAUUGAUUCCAAUUUGUUCACAAGUAUUCCAGUCACCAUUUUUCAUUAUUCAAACUAUUUGUGUUGCAUAUUUUACAAUCGAAUUUCUACUUCUUUUGAUUAGUACUCCAUCUUAUAAACGUUUUUUUUUGUCGUUUUACACUUAUGUUGAUUUAGCAUCUAUUAUUCCUUACUUUGUUCGCUUAGGUUAUGCAUUAAAUAAUACAUAUGUGCAUAUAGACCAGGACACUGCAACUACUCUAGACGUUUUACUUUUAAUAAGUUUAUUUCGUAUAUUAAAAUUGUUUCUUAUUUUUAAAUAUUUGAAAGCAUUGCGUACUGUUGGUACAACUAUUAAAGAAUCAUUUGUCGAUUUUAUUGGAGUAUUUGCCGGUAUAAUUCUUUUGGCAUUUCUAUUUGGAGCAGCGUGUUAUGUUGCUGAAGUUAAAGACAAUAGAGCAACGUUCAGUUCGAUUCCGAAAUCAUUAUAUUGGGGAAUAAUCACAAUUAUGACUAUUGGCUAUGGAGAUAUGUAUCCGAUAACAACUGCUGGUCGUAUGAUAGCUUGCGGGUGUGCCUUGGCUGGUGCAGCUAUAAUUGGUAUGCUCGUUUCAGUUAUAGUCGAUCAUUAUCAACGUGCUUUUAAUCGAAAGACGUUAUAUAAUGAAAAGCAAAGAUAUUCAAAAACUGGUACUACGAUUGCACCAGGAAGGUUUCAAUGGAAACCAUAUUCGUAA